Molecule: messenger RNA, 4899 nt
Organism: Bufo gargarizans (Asiatic toad)
Lineage: Eukaryota; Metazoa; Chordata; Amphibia; Anura; Bufonidae
Gene: TOX4
Product: TOX high mobility group box family member 4
Exons: 9
Coding region: 533-2512 (659 amino acids)
Biological process (GO): regulation of transcription by RNA polymerase II
Cellular component (GO): nucleus
Molecular function (GO): chromatin DNA binding
Source: RefSeq, a predicted model, not a curated record
ACUUGUCCACAGGCCAUGGCUGGUAUUGCACCUUACGCCCAUUCAAGUAAAUAAAGGCGAGCUGCCAUACCGAACAUAACCUGAGAACGAUGGGGUUUUACAUCCCAGACAAUACAUUAUGGCUGUCUGAAUGAGGCCCAGGCUGCAUUGCUGCAGCUGAGGUUUUUAUGAUUGGGGGUGAAGGGGGUGAAGCGCAUGCGCUGUAGUAAAGACUGCUCUGCUAGUUGUGUCUGUGAUUACACUGUUGCCAAGAGGAGCUUCGAACUCUUGCUUCCUUCCUUGCUCGUUAUGUGCAGUUGUGGCGGGGACUGUCACGUGACGCGGGUGCGGCCUCUCAUUGGGCCGGCGGCUGGUGACGUCCCGGGGCGCGGGCUGCAGUGUUGUGGAUACGUGUGUUUGUGAGGUGAUUCUUCGGCGUGGAGCGCACGUGGCGCCUCAGAAGCACACCGUAUCGCUCGCUGCUUGUGGCUGGAGUUAGGCUUCGCACUUAACCCUAUAUGUUCUAGCAGAGUGUGGGACGAGUUGUUAAUGAAUGGACCUCCAUUUCUUUACGAGCGCGGAUUGUGACAGUGCCGAUGGGGGCGCUGCGUUUUCUGGCCGGCAUUUGUUGUCGGCGGGGGAGGAGGCUUCUUCUUCUCUGGACGCUGCGGCGCUUCAGCUUAUGCUUGACAUGUAUGGGCAAAGCAAGUUUCCUGGGGGGAAUGACAGUUACCUGACCAUCACAGGAUCUGGACACCCCUUCUUGACUGGGACAGAGACAUUUCAUACACCAAGCCUAGGGGAUGAGGAAUUUGAGAUCCCACCUAUUUCUCUAGAUUCUGACCCUUCUUUGGCAGUCUCUGAUGUGGUUGGACACUUUGAUGACCUUGAGGAUCCUACUGGAGUCCAAGAUGCAGGAUUUGCGGCACAAUAUGGAGUACAGACUCUGGACAUGCCAGUGGAGAUGACUCACGAGGUUAUGGAGCAAACUGGAGGACUGCUUGGGUCUGGAUUAACCAUGGAUUUGGACCACCCUAUUGUCACCGCGUACAGUGCCAAUCCCCCAGUCACCAUAGAUGUUUCAAUGACCGACAUAUCAUCUGGUCUUCUGGCUCAUAAUCAGCUAACUACUAUUGAUCAGUCCGAGCUGAGCUCCCAGCUAGGCCUGAGCCUUGGCGGUGGUACUAUUUUACCUCCAGUUCAGUCUCCUGAGGAUCAUCUUUCUCCUACCCCUUCUCCAACCAGCUCUCUGCAUGAUGAGGACAUGGAAGACUUUAGAAGGAUAACUGCCCCUAAGAAUAUUGUUGUUGAACAAGCAAAGAAACAGAAAGCCUCCAAAAAACGGAAGAAGAAAAAUCCCAAUGAGCCUCAAAAACCACUUUCUGCAUAUGCUCUGUUUUUCCGGGACACCCAAGCGGCCAUCAAGGGACAAAACCCCAAUGCCACUUUUGGGGAAGUAUCCAAAAUUGUGGCUUCGAUGUGGGAUAGCCUUGGAGAAGAGCAGAAGCAGGUUUACAAACGGAAAACAGAAGCUGCAAAAAAGGAAUAUUUGAAGGCUUUGGCAUUGUACAAGGAAAACCAGAUGUCACAGGUUGUUGUUGAGACCAUGGAACUUGACCCUUCUGCUGCACCGGCUGUACUUACGGAAUCACCAGUUCCAUCCCCUUCUGUUGUGACAGUUUCUAGUGCUCCACCGUGUGCUUCACCGCCACCUGCACCUACUAAUACCCAAGCACCAACUCCACCCCCUGCCCCUACACCACCACCACCCCAGUUAGCUGCCCCUCCUCAGCCCAGCAUUGCUAAAAUAAUCAUUUCAAAGCAAAUGCUGCAGGCAGGACAAAUUCCCACAUCUAUUGCAAUGUCUCAAGGCAUGGUGACCGUAAUCCCGGCCACUGUGGUAACUUCCAGAGGCCUUCCUCUUCAUCAGUUACAGCCCAGCCCACAAGCGCGAAUUACACGUUCUGUACUUCAAGCAUCGAGACAGUUACCCCCACGCUUACAUCCUCCACCGUUACAGCAGAUGCAGCAGCCCCCACGUCUACUUCAGAUGGCCCCGGCACAGCAGCCAUCCAUUGCUAUACUUCAGUCACCCCCACCAUUGCAGCCUAUGCAGAAAGUGCGGCUCAGUAUGCAUCAGCCACCUCCAUUGCAGAUCAAGAUCAUACCCCCUCCUCUACAACCGCAACCACCACAGACUGUUCAAGUCCAAGCAAAAACCAUCCCCAUUAUCAACGUACCCACCUCACCGGAGGUCUCCGUGUCACCGGAACAUUUAGAAGUAGUAACAGAAGUUGUUCAAGAAGAGUCUCCCCCUUCGCAGAUGGAUGUUGAAAUAGUCAGGGGUUCUCCCCCUCACAGCCCAUCUCCCCAGCCACGGUGCAUACGUUCUGGAUGUGAGAAUCCCCCUAUAGAGAGUAAGGAUUGGGAUAAUGAGUACUGCAGCAACGAGUGCGUGGUGAAACAUUGUAGAGACACCUUUACGGCUUGGAUUGCAGCCCGAAAUCAAGGGACACUUGCUCCUGUGAAAUAACACUGGUUUCACCUUGGUAGGAUUAUUAUGUGGGAGCCUGAGGAAAGAUGUUCCAAACUCUGAAGAAUAAUGCCAACCUGAAAAAAACAGCUUUUUUAGUGACUGUUCUGUAUAUAUGAUCUGAGCAAGGCAAGGACUUCAUUGUGCGGAGGAAACUGUGCCAUGGGGCAACUAGACAACAAAACAGAUGGGUCCCUGUGCGUCUUACUCGUUGGAUACAAAUUCAGUUGUCCCCUCUCAGUUCUAUGGAUAUGUACAACUGCCUAAACAUUGUGUUGCCUCUCUGUGAGGAAGCAUGUCAAUUGUUUUAUGACUUCAAGACAUCAGUGCAGGAAUCAUGAGAAGAGGAUGUACCCCACCGAUCUUUAGUGUUGUCUCGCUUUGGUAUAUAAUGCAGUCUCACAGUUUACAAACACCUUAGAGGCAGUUUUUUUUAAUGAUUGCAUUUGACUCAUUUUGGGAUGAUAAUCAUUCUUUUAAUUUGUAUUCGUUAAACCUUUUUAACAGUUUUUGCCCUACAGGGUUAAGUUUCAGGCUGUCUGCAGAGUGUCUUACUUUCAGUUUCACACUGACGGCUGGAUGUGUAGCCCUCGUCUCUGAACUCCUGGCAGCUCAUAAACACUGAACUCCUGACAGGUCCUACACUCUCAUUUAAGCCAUAGCCUUGUCAGUUUGAUAAGAAUUGAGCUAUGAGUGUUUGUUUAUGAGCUGCCAGGAGUUCAGAGAUGAGGGCUACACAUCCGGCCGUCAGUGUGAAACUGAAAGUAAGACACUCUGCAGAUAGGCUGGAACUUAGGGGCAAAAACAGUUGAACAUUUUCAAUAAAGACCAAUUGAAAAAAUAUAUAUAUUUUUAGCCCAAAUUGAGUAAAAUUAAAUUUUAAAAAAACUGUCCCCCAAAGGCGUCCAUAGCCUUUGUAUAGUAUUGAAUGUUUGUUUCCGAUCUUCUGGAGAUGUGGCAUUCUUGUCCUCACGUCUUUAGCCUUCUUACUGCCCGAUUCACAAGAAGCCUAGUGAGCGUCAUACUUUUCUGUUGAUAUGUACAUUGGGGUAUGGGUGAGGGGCUCAGUAUUAUGGAGUGUGGUUUAACGUGAGACUGCAUCAUUUCCACAGGUAGACGUGCUGUGUCACUAGCACAUCCAGCCAUCACGGGAGUGCUGAUGACAAUACUGUGUAAUAAAGGGGCAGGGAGCUUUUCACAUCUCUACAAGGCAGCUUUUAUUACUGAGCUCACACAUCUUUGUAGUGGUCAUGUCCGGUUUUAUAGUGAGAAGAAAAAUGUAUAUUUGUUAAUAGCCUUUGUUAUAGAAUAAUUUUAUAGCUGAAAGUGCUUCAGAAAUGAGAAGCAUACAUGGUUUGUCACCUGUCCUCAUGCACCAUAGGGCCACAGUACUGAGUACACACGUUGCCCUCUAGUGGUGGAAACAGGAAGCACACAGAUGCUUUGCCAGUAUCAAGUAUGUAAGUAUGUAAUUUUUCCAACCAUUACCACCAGUAUAAACAGUUUUUGUAUGCCUUCUGAAUUGACUGGAAGAUGUUCGGUAACCAUGAGAUGUCCCUAUCAUCAAGAAAUAACUUGGUUCAUGCAGUUAUGGACAAUCCGCACACUAAAUACAUUUGUAAAUGACCCCAGUUUGAGUGUUUUGUGUCCAUGCAGAUCUGUGUGUUUCCAUAGUUACAGAUGAGAAACCCUGAUCCUACAGUCAUGUGUCCCUCUAUCUGUAAGCUAAUGCUCAGUCAUUUACAUUCACAGGGGUAAAGAUGGAAGGGCUUAUGAUUGCAGAAUCAGACUAUGCAGGGCUUGUUUGGAGUUUGUAACCAUGGUAACAAAGCUCUACAUAAAAGCUGGGACCCCCCAUCGAUCACAAGAAUGGGGACCCUGUACCCCUUGGAGCGCCCCCUCUCCCUGCUUCAUUCAUCUCUCUGGCAGUUCUGGAGACCACCAUGUACAGUGCUCGCCUAUUUCUGGAACCUGCAUAGAGAUUGAGCGGCAGCUUGCAUUGCUGCUCCGUUUCAGGGGGCUCCGAGGGGUACGGUGUACCUGUUCUUGUGAUUGGUGGGGGUCCCAACAAUCUAACAGUUAUCCUCUAUCCAAAACUGUGUGCAACAUUUGGUAAACGACUGCAACGCAAGGGAAAACUGACUUCAAAAAUUCUCCCUGGUAAAUAUUCAUCUCUUUUUCUCAAUUAACAAGCCAUUUUGGAUUUUGAGAUCUGAUUCCAUACACAAGGCUCUGUGUAGUUGCCUCCUGUCAGUCUGGUUACUACUAUGUUCUAUAUCCUGCCUUGUAGAGAUGGAGAGCUCUUUCUAACACAUGUGAACAUGGGGUAUUAGAGGGACAAACCAGCCAUCCAAUGUUUGGGCUAUAAUAAAUUAUUUUGGAAAACA